AUGCCUGAAAUCCUAAGGAGCCAACCUAUAAAAUUCACAAUUACUCACCACCGCCAGCAGCAACACUCCCACGAGGCGUUUAUGAAAUGGAUGGUUGAGGAGCACUUGCCUCUUGCCAUGCCUGUCUUCACUAAAUAUGGAGUCAUCGAAUACUCGCUCUUCGCUACCCCACCUGCUAUGAAUGAGGCAUUGAAACGGGAAAUUGGCGAGUAUCGACCGAGCUGGGAUUUCGCUGAUUUCGACUGUUUCAUCGAGUACAUACUUCCCAAUGUGGAAACCAUCCAGAAGAUUAUGGCAGAUCCAGAGUGGCAGAUCGCGGUUAAGGACCAGAAGGACUGGGUUCAGGUCUCGAAGGCAUUAGUUUCUCUGGGACACUCUACCCCGUACGUGUUGAAUGGGAAGCCUGUAAACUUGCCAAAAUGA
Messenger RNA from Penicillium vulpinum, 423 nucleotides. RefSeq names its product EthD domain-containing protein. The transcript is spliced from 2 exons. Bases 1 to 423 code for a protein of 140 amino acids. The record is from RefSeq and is a predicted model, not a curated record. Gene Ontology annotation, molecular function: oxidoreductase activity. NCBI's taxonomy places the organism in Eukaryota, Fungi, Ascomycota, Eurotiomycetes, Eurotiales, Aspergillaceae.